This is a messenger RNA of Jaculus jaculus (lesser Egyptian jerboa), 530 nucleotides long. RefSeq names its product trafficking protein particle complex subunit 6B-like. The transcript has a single exon. The record is from RefSeq and is a predicted model, not a curated record. Gene Ontology annotation, cellular component: cis-Golgi network; trans-Golgi network; TRAPP complex. Gene Ontology annotation, biological process: regulation of GTPase activity; endoplasmic reticulum to Golgi vesicle-mediated transport. Lineage: Eukaryota; Metazoa; Chordata; Mammalia; Rodentia; Dipodidae. The coding region runs from base 15 to 452 and encodes 145 amino acids.
UUCUCCACAACGAGAUGGUGUCAGGAGUGUACAAGUCCGCGGAGCAGGGUGAGGUGGAAAAUGGUCGAUGCAUUACUAAGCUGGAAAACAUGGGAUUUCGAGUGGGACAAGGAUUGAUAGAAAGGUUUACAAAAGAUACGGCAAGGUUCAAGGAUGAGUUAGACAUCAUGAAGUUCAUAUGCAAAGAUUUUUGGACUACAGUAUUCAAGAAACAAAUUGACAAUCUAAGGACAGACCAUCAGGGCAUCUAUGUACUUCAGGACAACAAAUUUCGACUACUUACUCAGAUGUCUUCAGGAAAACAGUAUUUAGAACAUGCAUCAAAGUAUCUAGCAUUUACAUGUGGCCUAAUCAGAGAUGGCUUGUCAAAUUUGGGGAUAAAACGUAUUGUAACAGCUGAAGUGUCUUCAAUGCCAGCAUGCAAAUUUCAGGUGAUGAUACAGAAGCUAUAGAAGAUACUGAAAUUCAAGGCUUCCACAGUGUAAAGAGAUAAAUUAUUCCUAUAUAAAGUGUUUCAAGUAAUGAUUUAA